This is a messenger RNA of Nematostella vectensis (starlet sea anemone), 1670 nucleotides long. RefSeq lists its product as uncharacterized. The transcript has 5 exons. The record is from RefSeq and is a predicted model, not a curated record. NCBI's taxonomy places the organism in Eukaryota, Metazoa, Cnidaria, Anthozoa, Actiniaria, Edwardsiidae. Gene Ontology annotation, molecular function: ubiquitin protein ligase activity; ubiquitin conjugating enzyme binding. Gene Ontology annotation, biological process: serotonin metabolic process; protein polyubiquitination; norepinephrine metabolic process. Bases 166 to 1614 code for a protein of 482 amino acids. Gene Ontology annotation, cellular component: endoplasmic reticulum membrane.
UUACAUAAAGUAUUAUAGUUACUGAUGUUUACAUCAUCUUCAUCGUAGGCCUCUGUUCUUCUCGAGAUAAAAUCUUUGUUAAAUGCCUAGUUUUCUUUACCAAAUAUAACUUUCAUGGACUCAAAGGUUUACUAGAUGUGUAGAUAUUAAGGAAAUAAAUGUAGCAUGGCUUUCCAAGGGAGUUUUCAAGCCGAGCGAGCGACUGAACAAGACACGUUUCGGUGUCGUAAAUGCCGAGUAUUUCUAUUCAAUGGGAGAAGCCUGGCGGCCUUUCAUAAAAAGACUGAAGCAGUGGACCAGUGUUCAUCGUGGUAUUUAGAUGCUGACCAAGACUGUAUGAGAGACACUUUGCCCUGGAUCCAUGUUAUUAUUGUGAAGGCCCAAUGGACAGAGGGUAAGAUCUAUUGCCCUAAAUGCAAAAGUCGUAUUGGGGCAUUCAACUUUAUCCAUGGUGUACGGUGUAGCUGUUUCACAUAUGUUAUCCCUGCUGUCUGGAUUCAGAAAUGCAAAGUCGAUCAAACAUCUUUACAGGACAUCAACAGAAUAAAUAUACGCUAUGCUAUGACUGAUUCAGAUACCUUGAAGAAUACAGCAGCAGCAGAAUCAUUGACAGGAGCUUAUGGUACUUCUCUAGCUUGUAAUGUAGACUCUACAGGAAUAUUAGAUAACAUAAAUGAAGUACCUGGCAAGAAUAAAAAAUUGAACCAAGGCAAUAAAACAUUAAGCUGGGCAGGCAACAGCUCAAAAGAAACACAAUAUGCUGGUUAUGGUCAUAACAGAUACAUUUUGGAGCAGGAAAUUAUAUGCAAUGGACAAGAAGUUGUAUUAUCCCAUGAAGAACAAACUUAUCACAUAAAGCAGACUUUGCUAGAUACACAAGACCAUGAGUCUAUGGCUCAGUGUACUGUAUCAGGCAGUUAUAGGGUAUCCCCAGUUGUGCUGAAGUGUUCCUCUAGAUUAGAAGCCCUUCACAAACACCAGCAUGAGCUUCGAAAAAGGAGACUUGAGAACACUUUUGAAGAUACCAGCCAUGAUAAGGUACUGAAUGUUAGAAUUGGUCAUCUUUCUGGAGUAUCAAGGUACCAUGUGCUGGAAAAUGAUGUGCAAGAAAUGCAAGUGCAUGAGGUUGAACCAGAAAUAGAGAGUGACCAAGUAGAAUUGCCGGAUCACCUCUCUUGUCCUGUGUGUCUGGACCUGUUGUUUGAUCCCUUUUCCUGUGGGUGUGGUCACAUGUUUUGUGACCCCUGUUUGAGGCUUCUCAACAAUAAGUCACCAAGAAAGGUCCUGAGGUGUCCUCUUUGCAGAAAACCUGUAAACUAUAUUUUUCCAGCUGAAGUGACUAGAGCUGAGGUGCGAAAGACAUUCCCUCAUGAGUACAGGAAACGUUGGAAGAUGGAGGUCCGUUCACCACAUAGACUUCUUCCAUUACCCGAUGGCAAGCCAAGACCAAAGAAAAAGAAAGUGUCAUGUUAUUCAGACCUCCAUUUACCAUAUUUCAUGAUCGCUAUGGUAGCUCUAGUGUUUGUGUGUUGUGUCCUGUGCAUUGUGUUUCUCAUUAGUGCUUGCCCUCCAGGAAGUAAAGGCUGUAUACAGGGAGAACUCUUCUUUGAUUAGCAAGGAUUUUGUUAGGGUAGAAAAUUAAAUCAAUAAAGGUGUUUGUAUUUUCCAAA